Oikopleura dioica is the source of this 1674-nucleotide messenger RNA. The record is from the annotation of a GenBank genome assembly. Lineage: Eukaryota; Metazoa; Chordata; Appendicularia; Copelata; Oikopleuridae.
AUGUUGCGAACAGAGAUUUUAUUAGUUUUAUGUGGAGUCGCAUUCGUGGAUGCAAACGACUGCGUUGAGGGUACUCAAACGUGGGUCAACUGCGAUGGGUACAAGCAAUGCUUAGACGGCAAAACACGGGACUUCAUUUGCAAUGCUGGCUUCCAGGUCCACAAGGCAGGCGAUGGAAAACUAGCGUGCAAGCACCCACAUCAAGACCACAUUGGCGACGACUUUGGCGAAUGUUUCCAGCACGAGUGCCUCAACAACGAUCCUGACUACGUGAUUCCCAUCGACUGCAAUCAUUUCUACGGCUGUCUUCAUCACCAAAAGGUUCGAAAAACAUGUCCAGAUGGCAAGGUGCACGACGGCGUCUCGCCAUAUUGCGUGUCUGCUGAUUCGCUUCAGUCUUCGCACAAAUGCUACAGUUCCGAAUGUACCGAAGGCACCGUCUAUCCGAUCGACUGCGAUUCCUUCCGCUCCUGUAUUGGUGGCAAAAUGCGCAGCGUCUUUUGUAAGACCGGACUUGUGCACGACGGCCAGGCGAACAAAUGCGUCAAGCUAAAUGAGCUUCCAGCGGGACACAAGUGCCACCCCGCUCCAACGACAACAGCAGCCAGUGCGCGGCCAACACUCCCUCCAUUAUGCGUAGAAGGCACAAUCAAACCAGUCAGCUGUAACUCGUUUGAAAUCUGCGCCGAUGGGCUUUUCAGACAAGUAUUUUGCGCCCCUGGAUCUGUGCACGUCGGCUUCGAAGCCGAGUGCAUAAGACAAGAACAAUUGGUUUGUGGAACUAAGUGCGCUGCUUCGUGCCCAGUCGAGGUAUGCAAGGCUGGCGACGUCCUCCACAUCGACUGUAACUCCUUCUACCUCUGUAUCGACAACCAGUGGGUUUCAACUCACUGCGAAGCCGGCAAAGUCCACGCGAACGCCAACUUGGCGCAAUGCGUCGAUAAGAGCAGCCUUCAAUGCGAUUCUGUAUGCGCACCUGCUUGCGCUGUCAUUCCAGUGGUGGAUAUCUGUGAGCGAGGUGCCAUAGAACAAAUCGACUGUUCGUCCUUCAACUACUGUCUCGGCGAUCGAUGGGUUACCAAGUACUGCAGCGAGGGGCUCGUUAUGGCUGCGCCGGAUCAAGCUCAAUGUGUUUCGCCAAAGAGUCUGCCGUGUGGCUCAACAUGCGCCCAGGAUUGCUGCAUUUCUGGUUCGAUCAUUCCUCUUGAUUGCCAAUCGUUCAAACUCUGCGUCAAUGGAGAAUGGAAGAGCUCGACUUGCAACGAUGGACUGGUGCAUGCCGACCCUCUUGUCGCACAGUGCUUCUCGCCCAAUGUUCUCGCGUGUGACUCACGUUGUGCGCCUGCAUGUACUACUCCUGCUCCAGCUACAACUACUGCUCCGCCCCCACCAGCCGGAGACGUCACCGACGAAGAAGAGUACGAACAUGAUAUGCUUGGACACUACGUGCACGUUGAGAGCAUCAGCUGCGUCAAAUACCUCUUUUGCUACGGACACACUCACAGCAACGAUCCGUCGCAACAUCGAUGCGAUGAAGUAGACUGCAAUCCUGGUUUCGUUCACCUGGUUGGCCAGCAAGGUAACUUCCUCUUUUGUAAACGCAAAGUGGUCGCGCUUUCUUGCAGCUCACGCAAGUCCCCACCGCGUCACAAAGCCAGCUUUGAUACAAACUAA